CUGUCUCCCGUCCCAAUCAUCUGUAUCCUGCAGUCAAAUGGCAGUUAUUCCGUAGUUGCAAUUACUUGUUUGUGUGAUUACGAUUAGAAGUGUUAUCUGCUGUGGGUCUUAUCUGGAUGGUUUUCGGGAGGUAGGGGUUUUUUGUUUGUUUCCAGUCUGUCUGGCGUAGUAAGUGCUUAAUAAUGGAUCGCGCUACUCACGAAACGUGUUGCUCCCAUUCACAGGCAAUUGAAAGUCUCCGUCAACUUCUAAAAUGCGCGACGGAGGAGCUACAAUCCGCGAGAACCGCGGCCGCAGCACAGGGACAGCUGCAUGAGGCGCGGGUUCGAUACCUGGAGGAGCAAUUAAACGUGGUGAAGCGGGAAAGGGACGAGCUUAAGGAGCAGCUAGAGAGCACUGAGCAGAAGCACAAGCAGGAGCUGGACCAAGCCCGAUCGGACUCCCAGGCCUUAAUCCGACCGUCCAUUACAACCACGGUUGCCGAGCCCGUGGACAUGGCUCGGGUUACCGAGCCUGUGGUCCUGGCUCGAGUGGAGAAGGUGUCUAUGACUAGGGUUGAGUCUGUCAGUAUGCAGACUGCUCCUAGCGCUUUAACUCCUGGCUCCUCCAUUCAACAGUUCCAGCAGGGUGACACGUGGCAGAUGGCGCCUCAGACGACCACUGUGUAUCAUCACGAGCAGCAUCACCAGCAUCAUCAGCCGCCGCCGCAGCAGCAGCAGCAGCAGCAGGUGCAGCAACAGGUGUUUCAUCAGGUGCGGGUGGAGAGCCAGCAAACGACGGAGCAGCACCAAAUACGGACGUCCUUAGGAGCCUCUGGCAUUCAGAUGCUCACUACCCCGCAGGCUGAAGCAGCCCCGUCCGCUGUAGCAGCGUCAGGGUCAGCCUCAGCUCCUGUGAUCGUGGAACUUCCCCCCGAGCCUGUGGUUAGUCAGUCGCAGACGCAGGCGUCCCAGGCGACUCAGGCGACGGCUCAGGCGACGGGCCAGCAGUCGCAGCAGCUGCUGCCGUCGUCACCUGCUGUCGCGCAGGUGCAAUCGUCCGGGCCAUCGCGCCAAGCGUCGCAGCUUUCGCAGGAGCAGCUGCUGACGAUGGAGAUCCAGCAGAGCGAGGAGCAGCUGCGACUGCUGCGACAGAAGCGACAGCAGAUCCACGAGGAGGCGAUGAGCGUCGAUUCGCAGUGCCUGCAGCAGCAGGAAGAGCAGCAGAGCACACAGCAGCAGCAGCAGCAGCAGCAGCCAUCACAGCAAGAGCAGGUGCAGCAGCUGCAGCAGCAGAUUGAGGGGCAACGCUUGCAGCCGUCCCUCCCUGCUGUCCACUCGGGUGGGCCCACCUCCUCCGGCGGCCUCCCUCCCCUCCCUGGCAGCUUCCCCCAGGGGCCUACCUCGGGACCCCAAGUCCUGCCCUCGGUACAACCACACUCGCUACAAGCUCAAGGGAUGCAGGGGGGGAUGCAGGGACAGGGAGUGCCUGGGCUGGGAAUGCAGGGACAGGGUUUGUCGCAGCAGCAGCAGCCCAAUCACCAGCAGCUGCCGACUCACCAGCACCAGCAGCCCACCCAGCAGCAGCCUGUGGUUCCACAGCCGACUGCAUCGGGAGGGCAAGUUCUUGCGAGCUCAACAGCAGCAGAAGCACCGCCGCCAGCGCCACCCUCCGUUGGAGGCGGUUCCGUCCCCGUGUCUCCUGCAGUGCACACAGCCUCGGGAGGUGGCUCGGUGCAGCGUGCCGGACCUAGCCUGCUGGCUCGGCAAGGGUCUGGACCGGGAGGGCUUCCGCAGCUAGUGCAAUCCGUUCCAUCAUCUCCCCAAGUGGGAUUCGAAGUAGCUUCUAGCGCGGAUAGCUUUCCCAAGCAGCAGGGCCAGUCAGGGCAGCAGCAGCAGCAGCAGGGGCGGAUGCCGAGGGUGGGGAGCUGGAACGACUUGUCACAGCAGAAUGGGCAAGGGGGGACGGGUGGAUCAGCAGCAGGGGCAGGUAUGGGAGUGGCAGGAGGGGGGGGAGUGGGAGUGAGUGUGGGAGCAGCGUCCGCACAGAGUAAGGCGUCCAGCCUUGCUCCCAGGCAGCUGCUGCAGCAACUGCCGCCCAUGCCCCCUCAACAGCAGCAGCAGCUUCAGCAGCCGCAGAUGCAGCAGCAGCAGCAGCAGCAGCAGCAGCAGCAGGCAGCGCUGUCCGGUCAGCAGCAGUCUGUUCCGCCUUCGCCUUUAUUGCAUGCCCAAAGCCAGAUGCCACCAAUGCACGCGCAUGCACAGGCACAGUUACAGGCACAGGCACAGUUGCAGGCGGAGUUACAGGCGCAAGCACAGGCGCAAGCACAAGCACAAGCACAGGCACAAGCACAAGCACAGGCACAAGCACAGGCACAAGCACAAGCACAAGCACAGGCACAGGCACAGGCACAGGCACAGGCUCAGGCACAAGCACAGGCACAGGCGCAAGCACAGGCACAGGCACAGGCACAGGCACAGGCAAAGGCACAGGCACAGGCACAGGCACAGGUACAGUCGCAGUCGCAGCAGCUGCAGCAGCCGACGAUGCAGCAGCAGCCGCCAGCUUCCCCUGCGCUCCAGCCAGGGACAAUGCAGCAAGUGCAGCCGCAGCAGCAGCAGCAGCAUGUAGCGGCGUCGCCACUUCUGCAGCCAAGGCAACGCCCUCCUCCCUCCCCCAUGCUACAGGCGCAGCAGCUGCAGCAGCAGCAGACGCAGCAGCAGAUACAGCAGCAGGUUCAGGCACAACAGUUACAGGGGCAUCAGCAGCAGCAGCAGCAGCAGAUGGGGCCGUCUCAGCAACAGGCAGCAGUUUCAGCCAUGCAGGUGUCACCGCCUAUCCCAGCAGCUCAAGACGCUGCUGCCUCCUUGCAGCAACAGCAGCAGCAGCAACUGCUGAUGCGGCAUAAGCUGCUUCAGCUGCAGCAGCAGCAGGAGCAACAGCAGAUGCAGCAGCAGCAGCAGCUGCAGCAGCAACAGCUGGAGCAACAGCAGCAGAUGGAGCAGCAGCAAUUGCACCAGCAGCAGAUUGAUCAGCAGCAGCAACGGUUACAGCAGCAGCAGCAAGUUGUGCAUCCCCAGAUGCCAGUGCCUGUCACUGCGUCGCUGCCCCCUCUUCCUCCUCAACAGCAGCAGCAAAUAGCAUCACAGCAGCAACUAGCGCAGCAGCAGCAGCAGCAGCAGCAGCAAAUGCAACCAUUUCAACAAACGCCCUUAGACGGCGACUUGGGACGGUCUGUUGGAGUCUUACCUCCCUUGGGAGGCCCGCCCACAGACGAAGGGCCACCUCUUGGCGCCAUUCCCCGCCGCAUAAUGCCUGCUGCAGCCACGGCGUCAGGGGACGGCGGGGGCGGCUGCGCAAGUGGCACGGGAUCGUACUCUGCGUGCGAUUUUCGGGGCUCCCUGCCCCCUCAGGUGCUCUCCUCUGUGCCCAGCUCGCCUCAGCGCUUGACUUCACUUGCUGUCACUGCUGCUGCUGCUGCUGCUGCUGCUGCUGCUGCUGCUGCUGCUGCUGCUGGUGGUGGUGGUGCUGGUGGUGCUGGUGGUGCUGGUGGUGCUGGUGGUGGUGGGGAAGGGGGUGGUGCGGGGGGGGGGCGGGAGGUGGGGCGGGAGGGGGGACAGGAGCAGGAAUGGAGGUGGAAUGGGGAACAGGAGGGGCGAGCAGGAGGGAUGGGUGGCUCUGCAGGUGCGGCUGUAGCAGCAGCUUCAGCAGCAGUCGCGGCAUCAGCUGGAGCUGCAGCAGCGGCAGCAGCUGCUGCUGCUGGUGACGUGGACAAGUGCAUCCUGAUGCCCAGCUCAGGGGUCAUCGUGGGCCUCAGCAGCCUCGAGGGCACGCCUCCCUGCGUGGAAAUGGUGGGGCCUCUGGCGUUAAGGAUGAUCCGAGAGGCGGAUAGCAGAGUGCCGAGCCCACUGAGGGAUGUCAGGGAUGGGAGGGCGGAAGGGCUGGUGUGCCUCGCGCCGGCUUCUAGCUUUGUGGAAGACUCGGGGGAUUCGUUUAUCCUGCAGCAGCAGCAGCAGCAGCAGAUUUUUGUUGAGCAGCAGAACCAGCAGCAACAGCAACAAUUCCAGGCACAGCAUUUGCAGCCACAAGUACCGCACUCGCACUCACUCCUCUCAGACAAUGCGCGCCCCACUCACACCCCGAUAGUCCCCCCCACCACUCACCCACCCUACCCACCCACCGAAGACGCCAUUCUGGAAAGAACAUCCCCGUUACUAGCCCCUCACAUACCACCACAAUCCGAACCAGCGUCGGCCCUCUCUAAAGCACCCCCUUUGCAAACCCUAGGGGAUAGGCGCUCGCCCCUACCCCCCGGUCACUCCCCCCUCCCUACCACCCGAAUGCCAGGCUCUGAACCCGCACCUCUAGACUUGGAUAACUGUGGGGGGAUGCCUGUGCGAAUGCCGCUCCAGGGGAUGCCUGGGGGGAUGCAGUGUGAGGGCAUGCCGGCAGGGGUGCAGCAGCAGCUCCAGCAGGCGCAAGUGCAGAGUAUGCUGAAGCUGCACAUGCAGGCCGCUGAAGCCAUUGGGAAGGCGCAAGGUCACACACAGCAGCAGCAGCAGGCGCAGCAGCAGCAACAGCAGCAGGCGCAGCAGGUGCAGCAGCAGCAGCAGCAGCAGCAGCAGCAGCAGCAGCAGCAGCAGCAGCAGCAGGCGCAGGUGCAGAGCAUGCUGAAGCUGCACAUGCAGGCAGCUGAAGCCAUUGGGCAGGCGCAAGGAGCAGGAGAGAGGGGCGGGGCGAAUAGUUGCCAGCAGAUGCAAGGUCAGCAGCAGCAGCAGCAACAGCAGCAACAGCCGCAGCUGCAGCAGCAGCAGCAGCAGCAGCAACAGCCGCAGCAGCAGCAGCAGCAGCAAGAGCAACAGCCACAGCAGCAGCGACAUCUGCAGCAGCAGCAGCAGCAGCAGCAGCAGCACGGACUAUUCCAGAGAGGGGAUAGCUCCCCUAGUACACUGUCCAAGGGCGUUCUGGGGGGGGUUGAUGUGGUGAAGGUAGAAAUGGUGGAGGUAGCGGAGUUGACGCCUAUCCUUGCUGUUGACUCACACCAACUGCAGCAGCAGCAGCAGCAGCAACAACAACAACAACAACAGCAGCAACAGCAGCAGCAGCAGCAGCAGCAACAGCAGCAGCUGCUGCUACAUCAACAGCGACUAUCACUGGAGAGACAGCAUCAGCAGCAGCUGCUGCAGCAGCAACAGCAGAUGUCACUUUCACAACAGCAACAUCAACAGCAGCAGCAGCAGCAGCAGCAGCAGCAGCAGCAGCAGCAGCAGCAGCAGCAGAUGGGAAAUACAGGAGGUCAGAGAGAAGGGGAGGGGCAGGGCCAGUGGGCAGGAGCAGAGGUAAAGGCAGAAGAGGUUGGGCUCCUAGACAUCCCUCAUGGCACUAAUGGGGGGGCUGCCAACGCUUAUGGGACCAACGGGGCCGCGAACGGUCAUGGGACUGCUCAAGGGGUAGGGGGGCCAGGCGGAGGCGUGGGAAGUCACGAGGAGGAGGACGAGGAGGAUUUGGAGGAGAUGGAUGAUGAGGGGGACGAGGAGGAGGAGGAGCAGCAGCAGCAUCAGGGUCAGAUGCCCCACUCGCAUCCACACCGCUCCCAACCACACCCGUUCCUACUCCACCCCUUGCACCCCGCGCACCCCUACCAGCAGUUCCAGCACCUGCCCCCGCACUUCCCCUACUUCCAUCCGAGGAACGGAGUCACUGCUCACGCCAUGGGGCUAUCGUCUGUCCCUUCAAUCACCUCUUCCUCUCUCCCUGCUGCUUCAGCUGCCGCUGCUGCCGCCGCCGCCGCCGGUGCUGGUGGUGGUGGUGGUGGUGGUGCUGCUGCUGCUCCUGCUGAUGCUGCGGCUACUGGUGCUACAGCAGCCACGGCUGGUGCUGGUGGUGCUGCUGCCGCCACUGGUGCUGCACCCCGUUGGAACUCCUCUCUCCCCCCUCACACCCAAUCCGCCCCUCCCAACAUCCCACCCCCCCCACCCGCCUCUGCUUCGGCUGCUGUUAAUAACGGCCCUCCCCCUCCCCAGCCCCUCCCUUCUCUCUCCAAUCUCCCUCGCAUCACUGGCGUCCCUGCUGCUGCCACUGCCCCCAUCCCCCCCGCCCCCAUCCCAACCACUCUCAACCCCAUGGUCAUCCCUCCCUCUCUCCCCACCCUAGACCCCGCCGUCCUAGCCUCGGUUCUAGACUCUGACGCGCGUCAGAGGCACCUUCCCGAGCCUCCGGAUACUGACAUGCAGGCGAUGCUGAAGGCUCUGCCUGAGCAGGGGCAACUGGUGAAGGCUGUGCUUGAGGCUGGGCCGCUGCUGCAGCAGCUGCUAGCAGCAGCGCCAAUUCCCCCUUGGAGGACAGCCCUGCAGCCUGGGGAUCAUCCUGCUGCUGCUGCGGCGGCGGCGGCCGCUGCUGCUGCUGCAGCUAAUGCUGGUGACCCAGGUGCGCUGUUUGUGCGGCAGCAGCAGGAGGCACAAGGGGAGAGAGAGCAGCAGGAGCAGAAACAGGGGUCAAUACAGCAACAGCAGCACCAGCAGCACCAGCAGCAAGCGGCAGCAGCAGCAGCAGCACAGGGAGGGCAGCAGGGACAAACAGUGGGGGGACCAUCCCAACCAGCAGCAGAGCUACCCAUGUCUGCUGGCACCCUCCCUCCUGCCAUGGCUCCACUGCCACGUGUCAGGCUCCCAUUCGCCCCCACCAGCGCCGCUGCCGCAGCAGCAGCGGCAGCUCUUGGCGUGGGUCCCCCCCCCAUCCCUCUCCCUCAUUUGACAGCAGCAGCAGCGGCAGCAGCAGCAUCUGCCAGACCCCCGACCUUGCCUGUCCCUGUGCCUGGCUCAUUUGGCACCGCUGCUGCAGCUGCUGCUGCAGCUGCUGCUGCUGCGGCUGCGGCAGCGGGAGCAGGGGCGCAUCCAGGGUUGUUCCAUUCAUACGGGCCGCCCAUUCUGGCCAAUGGGCAUCUUCCCCAGUCGUCCUCCUCUUCGGUUCGAGUGAAGGGGGACUCCUCAGGGCUAGUGUGAAAGGUGUCAACUUAUACAUAUUAUCUAUGUAGAAGUUAUAGGCUAGACUGAGGUAUGCUUCUAGUGAGUACAACCAACUAGUAUUUGUUCUAGGUUUCCACCUCU
Closterium sp. NIES-67 is the source of this 7085-nucleotide messenger RNA. The record is from the annotation of a GenBank genome assembly. NCBI's taxonomy places the organism in Eukaryota, Viridiplantae, Streptophyta, Zygnematophyceae, Desmidiales, Closteriaceae.